This is a messenger RNA of Limanda limanda (common dab), 1245 nucleotides long. RefSeq names its product tachykinin receptor 3a (gene tacr3a). Gene Ontology annotation, cellular component: sperm midpiece; plasma membrane. Gene Ontology annotation, molecular function: tachykinin receptor activity. NCBI's taxonomy places the organism in Eukaryota, Metazoa, Chordata, Actinopteri, Pleuronectiformes, Pleuronectidae. The transcript has 5 exons. Gene Ontology annotation, biological process: positive regulation of flagellated sperm motility; G protein-coupled receptor signaling pathway. Bases 4 to 1245 code for a protein of 413 amino acids. The record is from RefSeq and is a predicted model, not a curated record.
AGGAUGGCGGCUCCGCACAACGGAUCCAACAUCAACCAGACCAACCCGUUCAACCAGUUCGUGCAGCCGCCGUGGCGCGUCGCGCUCUGGUCCAUCGCCUACAGCGUGGUGCUGGCCGUGGCCGUGUUCGGAAACCUGAUCGUGAUCUGGAUCAUCCUGGCGCACAAACGCAUGAGGACGGUGACCAACUACUUUCUGCUCAACUUGGCGUUUUCGGACGCGUCCAUGGCCGCGUUCAACACUUUGAUCAACUUUAUCUACGCCGCGCACGGGGAGUGGUACUUCGGAGAAGCGUACUGCAAAUUCCACAACUUCUUCCCCGUCACGUCCGUGUUCGCCAGUAUCUACUCCAUGACCGCGAUAGCUGUGGACAGGUACAUGGCCAUCAUCCACCCUCUGAAGCCCCGUCUCUCAGCCAGAGCGACCACAGGAGUCAUUGUUUGUAUCUGGAGUCUGGCCGUGGUCCUCGCCUUCCCCCUCUGCUACUUCUCCAAAGUCCGAACGCUCCCCCGCAGGACGCUCUGCUACGUGGCCUGGCCCCACAUGGCCGACGACCCCUUCAUGUAUCACAUCAUAGUGACUGUUCUGGUCUACGUGCUGCCUUUAGUGGUGAUGGCCAUCACUUACACCAUCGUGGGGGUGACGCUGUGGGGAGGGGAGAUCCCAGGAGACUCGUGUGAUAACUAUCACGGGCAGCUUCGGGCUAAAAGGAAGGUGGUGAAGAUGAUGAUCAUUGUGGUGGUGACCUUUGCCCUCUGCUGGCUGCCCUAUCACGUCUACUUCAUCGUGACGGGUCUCAACAAGCGUCUGAGCAAGUGGAAGAACAUCCAGCAGGUCUACCUGUCGGUGCUUUGGCUGGCGAUGAGCUCCACCAUGUACAACCCCAUCAUCUACUGCUGCCUCAACAGCAGGUUUCGAGCAGGCUUCAAGCAAGCGUUUCGUUGGUGCCCCUUCAUCAAGGUGUCCAGCUACGAUGAGCUGGAACUGCGCUCGACGCGGCUGCACCCGACUCGCCAGAGCAGCAUGUACACACUGUCGCGAAUGGAUACCACCAUGGUGGUUGUUUACGACCCGGCUGAAGGUGACGGCGGCCCCGGUGGCGGCUCUGGGAGGAAGCACUCCCUGUCCGCGAGGAAGAAGAGCUACAUCACGUCUCGCCACACAGAGAUCACGGGAUGCAACGACGGCGGUGGGAAAACACAAAAUGGAGCUCCUCCAAGUGCCCAACCCGAGGAGUUCUCUUGA